AAGAUAAACCAUUAGACAAUCAAUGGAAGCCUUUACCCAUCUUUUGGUCUGCUCUUUCUUCUUCUCCCUCUUAAGAACCUCCAUUUCACAAGACAGUACUAUUACUCCAAAUCAAUCCAUCAGAGACGGUGGCACUUUAGUUUCAGCUGACGGAUCAUUUCAAUUGGGAUUCUUCAGCCCAGGUAACUCCAAAAAUCGAUACGUGGGAAUAUGGUACAUGUUAUCUUCGGAGACAAUUGUAUGGGUAGCCAACAGGAACGCUCCGCUUAACGAUCACUCUGGAAUUCUUACGGUCACUGGUGAUGGAGUUCUUGUGCUUCUUAAUAGCACGAAUGGUAUUGUUUGGUCAUCUAAUACAUCAAGACCCCCUGAAAAUCCAGUUGCACAGCUCUUGGACACUGGAAAUCUUGUUGUGAAAGAUGGAAAUGAGAACUUUUUGUGGCAGAGUUUUGAUUAUCCUUGUGACACACUCCUACCAGAAAUGAAGCUUGGAUGGAAUUUAGUAACUGGUCUAGAAGGGUUUUUAUCAUCUUGGAAGAGCACGGAAGAUCCUGCUCCAGGUGAGUAUUCUAUACGCAUAGAUCCUCGUGGUCUUCCGCAAAGAGUUAAUAUGAAUGGAGAUUCAAUAAAGAACAGACCAGGGUCAUGGAAUGGCCUUGGUUUUACGGGUCGUGGGUUAAGACCGAAUCCAGUAUUUGAGUAUGGAUUCGUGCUAAAUGAGACGGUGAUCUAUUACGAGUACAAACUCAUAAAUAGAUCUGUUUUCUCAAGAUAUGUGGUAAACCCAUCAGGCGUUGCGCAGCGAUUCAAUUGGGUAGAUCGGACACACAGUUGGGAGCUUUUCUUUACAUCCCAAGCAGAUCAGUGCGACAAUUAUGCAUUAUGUGGUGCAUAUGCUUCCUGCAACAUCAAUAACUCUCCUGUAUGUGCAUGCUUGGAAGGAUUCUUACCCAAGUCUCCAAAAGAUUGGGAUUCAGUAGAUUGGUCUAAAGGGUGUGUUCGAAGGACUUCUUUAGAAUGCAAUGACGGAGACGGAUUCCGAAAGCGCACGAGGGUGAAAUUGCCGGACACAUCUUCUUCUUGGUAUAACAAGAGCACGACUCUCAAGGAAUGCGAAGGAAUGUGUUUGAAAAAUUGCUCCUGCACAGCAUAUGCGAGUUUAGAUGUCAGGCGGGGAGGAAGCGGCUGCGUGCUUUGGUUUGACAACCUUGUUGACAUAAGAGAAUCCACUGAGGGUGGACAAGACCUCUAUAUAAGGAUGAAAAAGAGGCAGAGGCGCUCCAGCAAGACGAAACUAGUAGCAAUUAUAGUCGGCUCAGCAUUACUAGUCGUGGGAAUGGCAAUAGUUGGGAUGGUCUCAUACAUAUGGAAGAAGAAACUCAAAAACCAAGGGAAGGAUUAUGACAAUAAAGAAGGAAAGGAAGAUAUGGAGUUACCGAUAUAUGAUUUGGCAGCCAUAAUUAAUGCAACAGAUAGUUUUUCCAACAAUAACAAGCUCGAAGAAGGUGGCUUUGGACCUGUGUACAAGGGUAUAUUGCCAGACGGGAGAAAUAUAGCUGUGAAGAGGCUUUCAAAGAAUUCUAGACAAGGACUGAAUGAGUUCAAAAAUGAAGUUAUUUUGAUUGCCAAACUUCAACACCGUAAUCUUGUGAAGAUCCUCGGUUGUUGCAUUGAAAAAAAUGAAAACAUGUUAAUCUAUGAAUACAUGCCCAACAAAAGUUUGGACUGCUUUAUUUUUGAUCAAGCAAAGAGUAAAUUGCUAGAUUGGCAUAAGCGCAUUAACAUUAUUCGUGGUGUUGCUAAAGGGAUUCUCUAUCUUCAUGAAGAUUCUAGACUGAGAAUUAUUCAUAGAGAUCUCAAAGCUAGCAAUAUUCUUCUAGAUAACAAUAUGAAUCCAAAAAUUUCGGACUUUGGCCUUGCUAGAUCAUUUGGGGGAGAUCAAAUUGAUUCUGAGACCAAUAGGAUUAUUGGAACACAUGGUUAUAUGUCUCCCGAGUAUGCGGAGCAUGGACAAUACUCGGUAAAAUCUGAUGUAUAUAGCUUUGGUGUUUUAGUAUUAGAGAUAGUAAGUGGGAAGAGGAACAGAGGAUUUUGUCACCCAGACCACCACCUAAAUCUUCUUGGACAUGUAUGGAAACUAUGGAUUGAAGACAGACCAAUUGAAUUGAUCGAUGAAUUGAUAGGUGACUUGUGCAAUCUAUCCAAUGUAUUUCGACACAUUCAUGUGGGUUUGUUAUGUGUUCAACAAAGACCGGAAGAUAGACCAAAUAUGUCGUCUGUGGUUCAAAUGUUUAGUAGUGAGAGUUUCUUGCCUAAGCCGAAACAGCCAGGUUUCUUUACAUAUUCACUAGAACAUAAUUUGGAUAGAAGAGUCAAAAAGAGAAAAAGAAAAUCUAUGGAAGUCAUUAACCAUCUUUUAGUCUGCUAUUUCUUCUUCUCCCUCUUGAGAACCUCCACUUCACAAGACAGUACCAUUACUCCAAAUCAAUCCAUCAGUGACGGUGGCACUUUAGUUUCAGCUGACGGAUCAUUUCAAUUGGGAUUCUUCAGCCCAGGUAAUUCCAAAAGUCGAUACGUAGGAAUAUGGUACAUGUUAUCUUCAGAGACAAUUGUAUGGGUAGCCAACAGGAACGCCCCGCUUAACGAUCAUUCAGGAAUUCUUACGGUCACUGGUGAUGGAGUUCUUGUGCUUCUUAAUAGCACGAAUGGUAUUGUUUGGUCAUCUAAUACAUCAAGACCCCCUGAAAAUCCAGUUGCACAGCUCUUAGACACCGGAAAUCUUGUUGUGAAAGAUGGAAAUGAGGACUUUUUGUGGCAGAGUUUUGAUUAUCCUUGUGACACACACCUACCGGGAAUGGAGCUUGGAUGGAACUUUGUAACUGGUCAAGGGAGGUUUUUAACAUCUUGGAAGAGCACGGAUGAUCCUGCUCAAGGUGAGUAUUCAAUACGCAUAGAUCCUCAUGGGCUUCCGCAAAGGGUUAUUAUGAAGGGAGAUUCAAUAAAGACUAGAGCAGGGUCAUGGAAUGGCCGUACUUUUACGGGUAGUCAAGGGUUAAGACCAAAUCCAGUAUAUGAGUAUGAAUUCGUGUGGAAUGAGAAGGAGGUUUAUUUCGAGUACAAACUCCUAAAAGCUUCUGUUUUCUCAAGAUAUGUGGUUAACCCGUCAGGCAUUGCGCAACGAUUUAAUUGGGUGGAUCGGACACACAGUUGGGAGCUUUACUUUACAUCACAGGCAGAUGUGUGCGACAAUUUUGCCUUAUGCGGUGCAUAUGCUACUUGCAACAUCAAUAAAUCUCCUGUAUGUGCAUGCUUGGAAGGUUUCUUACCUAAGUCUCAAACAGAUUGGGAUUUAGCAGAUUGGGCUGCUGGGUGUGCUCGAAGGACUCCUUUGGAAUGCAAUGACACACAUGGAUUCCAGAAGCACCCGCGGGUGAAAUUGCCCGACACAUCUUCUUCCUGGUUUAACAAGACCCUGACCCUCAAGGAAUGCCAAGGAUUGUGCUUGAAGAACUGCUCCUGCACAGCAUAUGCACCUUUAGAUGUUAGGGAGGGAGGAAGCGGCUGUGUGCUUUGGUCUGGUAGCCUAGUUGACAUAAAAGAAUACCCUGAGGGUGGACUAUUCCGACAAGACCUCUAUAUAAAGAUGGCUAUUUCAGAAUUGGAUCAUCUUGAGAAAAAGAGGCACCCCAGCAAGAAGAAACUUGUAGCAAUUAUAGUGGGCUCAGCAUUUCUAGUUGUGGGAAUGACAACAGUUUCACUGGUCUCACACAUAUGGAAGAAGAAAUUCAGAAAUCAAGGAACGACAAAAACAAGUCAGAGAAAGAUAUAUUCUGACAAUGAAAGUGGGAAGGAAGAUAUGGAGUUACCAAUAUUUGAUUUGGCAACCAUAGCUAAUGCAACACAUAAUUUUUCAAACAACAACAAGCUGGGAGAAGGUGGCUUUGGUCCCGUGUACAAGGGUACAUUGCCAGACGGGAUAGAAAUAGCUGUGAAGAGGCUUUCAAAGAAUUCUAGACAAGGAUUAAACGAGUUGAAAAAUGAAGUUAUUUUGAUUGCCAAACUUCAACAUCGUAAUCUUGUGAAGCUUUUUGGUUGCUGCAUUCAAGAAAAUGAAAACAUCUUAAUCUAUGAAUACAUGCCCAACAAAAGCUUGGACUCUUUUAUUUUCGAUCAAGCAAAUAGUAAAUUACUUGAUUGGCAAAAGCGUAUCAACAUUAUUCUUGGUGUUGCUAAGGGGAUUCUCUAUCUUCAUGAAGACUCUAGACUAAGAAUUAUCCAUAGAGAUCUCAAAGCUAGCAAUAUCCUUCUAGAUAACAAUAUGAAUCCAAAAAUUUCGGACUUUGGCCUUGCUAAAUUAUUUGGGGGAGAUCAAAUUGAUUCCGAGACCAAUAGAAUUAUUGGAACAUAUGGUUAUAUGUCUCCCGAAUAUGCGAUGCAUGGUCGGUACUCAGUAAAAUCUGAUGUAUUUAGUUUUGGAGUUUUAGUAUUAGAGACACUGAGUGGGAAGAAGAAUAGAGGAUUUUGUCAUCCAGACCACCAGCAUAAUCUUCUUGGACAUGCAUGGAAACUAUGGAUUGAAGAGAGGCCAAUAGAGUUGAUUGAUGAAUUGGUAGGUGACUCAUGCACUCUAUCUAAUGUAUUACGACAGAUUCAUGUGGGUUUGUUAUGUGUGCAACAAAAGCCAGAAGAUAGACCAAACAUGUCGUCUGUUGUUCAAAUGUUGAGCAGUGAGAGUUCAUUACCUAAGCCAAGGCAGCCAGGUUUCUUUACAGAUUCAGUUGAACCUGAUCCUUCAUCUAGCAAGCAUGAAACUUGUUCAACAAACGAAAUCACUAUUACAUUGUUGGAAGCACGGUAAUUAUCAUCAAAAUGAGAGCAAAAUUGAGAUUUUUUUUAAAAAAAAAGAAUUUAUGUAAUAAUGGUUUCGGCUUAUUUUGCUGAACAAAAAAGUUAUGGAAGCUACUACUCUUUACGACAGAAAGGUCAAAAAGAUAAAUAGCUUUGGCUUGGUGUAAGGUUGCUCCUACUUGAUUCAUGUUGAUUAUUCAUCUAGUGGAUUAGUCUUUUACACGUUGGACUAAUCAUGUGUUUCAAAGUGUGUGUUCUUUGAAUAAUUUUAGAAUCAGUUC
Messenger RNA from Alnus glutinosa, 5129 nucleotides. RefSeq lists its product as uncharacterized. Gene Ontology annotation, biological process: protein phosphorylation; recognition of pollen. The transcript has 15 exons. Gene Ontology annotation, molecular function: protein serine/threonine kinase activity; ATP binding. The record is from RefSeq and is a predicted model, not a curated record. NCBI's taxonomy places the organism in Eukaryota, Viridiplantae, Streptophyta, Magnoliopsida, Fagales, Betulaceae. The coding region runs from base 23 to 4858 and encodes 1611 amino acids.